This is a messenger RNA of Pyricularia oryzae 70-15, 288 nucleotides long. RefSeq lists its product as uncharacterized. The transcript has 5 exons. The record is from RefSeq and is a predicted model, not a curated record. Bases 1 to 288 code for a protein of 95 amino acids. Lineage: Eukaryota; Fungi; Ascomycota; Sordariomycetes; Magnaporthales; Pyriculariaceae.
AUGGAUGUAGCAUCAAUUGCGGUCCAAGUACGUAGGUUCGGCAAGUGGCCAGCCCAACCACGGCCGAAACCCUCCGAGGUACGUAGUACGUCCUGUCCAGCUCUGGCAGUUGAGGAUAAUGUAGUUGAUGGGACGAAUAACAUCCUCGGAGUUGCCAACUUGUACUUUAUGGUCUGCGGAAACUUUGCUUGUGUAAACGCAGCACCUAUGGCUUUUCGCUCCAACUGCGUUUUUUCAACGCUUGAUUACAUCCGGCGGCUAUACCCGGUUCAUGUCCACUUUGCCUAA